Messenger RNA from Jatropha curcas, 2061 nucleotides. NCBI's taxonomy places the organism in Eukaryota, Viridiplantae, Streptophyta, Magnoliopsida, Malpighiales, Euphorbiaceae. The record is from RefSeq and is a predicted model, not a curated record.
UACUUGGUCAACUCUUUCCCUUACCUAAGACCUUUUCUCUGAUAUCAAUAUCAUCUUCUUUGCAUAACUCAUCUACAUAAAUACAUUAUACAUGUCAAAGUUUCUUUAGAUUGUGUAUUUUGAAUCUGUCCCAGAAAGAUGCUGGCUUUCUGGUUUGUGAUAUUGCCAUUAAUAUCCCAAACGACAACAGCUACAGAUGUAAUUUCUGGUUGUCCUGACACAUGUGGCACUGUUCAUGUUCCAUACCCAUUUGGAAUCAACUUCACUUCUGCAAUCUCUAAUCCCAACUGUGCACUGAACAGCUUUUUCAUGUUUAAUUGCAAUGAAAGUUACGAUCCUCCACGUCUUUUUUUUGGCGAAAACAUGCCUAUUCACAAUAUAUCAGUAGAAGAAGGAACGAUCUCCGUUCGAAUUGACUCGGCAUUUAAAUGCUACAACGAGACAGGGUUGACCCUUGAGUUUGAUCAAGAUAUUAGUCUGGGAGAUGGCCCGUUUCGGUUCUCCGAUACUCGAAACAAGCUCACAGUUAUUGGGUGUGAUACUUUAGCCCUUAUGAGAGAUGCUGCAGAGACUUUUGGCAGCGGUUGUGUCUCGUUGUGUGACAAGAAUGUUACUCUACAUGGUUCUUGCUCAGGUUUUGGAUGCUGUCAAACAUCGGUGCCACAAAGUCUUCAAACACUGACAAUUAAUCUUGCAAGUCCGAGUAAUCAUAGCAGCGUUUGGCAGUUUAAUCCGUGUGAAUUCGCAUUUCUAGCUGAUGAAAGGACUUUCGAUGUUUCAAAGCUGCAGCUCUCUGCUCUUCCAAGUUCGCCGGUCACAAAACAGUUUGUUUCUUCUGAUGUUGUUCUUGAAUGGGUAGUAAGAGAGGAGAGAUGUAAGGCUGCACAAUCGAUAAUAUCAAAUAAAUAUGCUUGUGGCAGUAAUAGUAAUUGUACAUACUCUGAAAAUGGCAAGGGAUAUCGGUGCAUAUGCAAAGACGGAUUUACAGGAAAUCCUUAUCUUCCACAAGGUUGCCAAGACAUUGAUGAGUGCAAAGAACCAGACAAGUACAAAUGCGAUGGAAGUUGCAAGAAUACAAUUGGGAGCUACAAAUGCAGUUGCCCAUUUGGAAUGCGCGGUGAUGGUAAAGUUGGUUGUCAAGGAUUUCGCAUUACAACUAUUGCUGCAGGCGAAGAAAUAUACAAGAGGCGAAGAAAUGAGAGGAACUUUUUGAAAAAUGGAGGCUUGUUAUUGGAGCACCAAAGGGUAAGAAUCUUCAGAGAAGCGGAGUUAGUAAAGGCUACUAAAAAUUAUGAUCAAAGUUUACUUCUUGGCGAAGGAGGUUUCGGAUAUGUUUAUAAAGGAGUUUUAGCAGAUAACACCCAAGUUGCAGUAAAGAAGCCUAAAGAUAAAGACAAAACUCAAAUAAAUCAAGAAUUUCAACAAGAACUUGGCAUUGUUUCACAAGUUAACCAUAGAAAUGUUGUCAAGGUAUUAGGCCUUUGUUUGGAGACUAACGUUCCUUUAUUAGUUUACGAAUUCAUUUCCCAUGGAACCCUUUCCCAGCAUAUCCAUUACAACAGGUCUAAAAUAUUAGCCACAUGGAAAAAUCGUCUAAGAGUAGCAGCAGAGACUGCGCUUGCACUUGAUUAUUUGCAUUCUUUAGCAGAUCCCCCAAUUAUCCACAUGCGCGAUGUCAAUCAUGUAAUAUAAAAGUCAUGUAAUAUACUCUUAGACGAUACUUACACUGCUAAAGUAUCUGAUUUUGGAGCUUCAGUACUAAUUUCUCCUGGUCAAUCUGAUAUGGCUACAAGAAUACAAGGGACUAUUGGAUAUUUAGAUCCAGAGUAUCUUAUGACAGGUAAUUUAACUGAAAAGAGCGAUGUCUAUAGCUUUGGAGUGGUUCUUGUUGAACUAUUAACAGGGGAGAAACCAAAUUCUAGCACAAGAUCCGGCGAAAAGAGUAACAUCGUUCAAUAUUUUCUCUCAUCUCUAGAAAAUAAUGAGCUAUCUGGGAUACUUUGUUUUGAUGUAGCUAGUGAGAGACUGAAAUUGGAAGAGAAUUGAAGGGGUUUUGCAGAG